Messenger RNA from Lodderomyces margitis, 906 nucleotides. RefSeq names its product phosphatidylinositol/phosphatidylcholine transfer protein (gene SEC14). The record is from RefSeq and is a predicted model, not a curated record. The transcript has a single exon. Bases 1 to 906 code for a protein of 301 amino acids. Lineage: Eukaryota; Fungi; Ascomycota; Pichiomycetes; Serinales; Debaryomycetaceae.
AUGCCUUCCAUAUCUGAAGAAGAAAUUUUAGCAUCAUACCCUCAAAUCAGUCAACCAACACAGUUGACGGGUUUUACAUCCAAUUUGACUGAAGAACAGAAGCAAACCACAAUUGAACUCCGUAAAGAGUUGGUUGCUUUGGGUUAUAAAGAUAGAUUAGACGAUGCCACACUUUUGCGUUUCUUGAGAGCUAGAAAGUUUGACUUGGCAGCUGCUAAAGAAAUGUUUGUUGCUUGUGAAAAUUGGAGGAAAAGCUUUGGUACAAAUACCAUUUUGAAAGAUUUCCACUAUGAAGAAAAACCAAUUGUUGCUAAGAUGUACCCUACUUACUACCACAAAACUGAUAAAGAUGGUCGUCCUGUAUACUAUGAAGAAUUGGGUAAAGUUGACUUGAAUAAAAUGUUGAAGAUCACUACCCAAGACAGAAUGCUUAAAAACUUGGUUUGGGAAUACGAAAAUAUGGUUCAAUAUCGUUUACCUGCAUGUUCAAGAAAAGCUGGGUACUUGGUUGAAACAUCGUGUACUGUAUUGGACUUGUAUGGAAUCUCCAUAUCUUCAGCAUACAGUGUCAUUGGAUAUGUAAGAGAGGCAUCGAAAAUCGGUCAGGAUUACUACCCAGAAAGAAUGGGUAAAUUUUACUUGAUUAAUGCUCCAUUUGGUUUUGCUACUGCUUUCAAAUUAUUCAAGCCAUUUUUAGACCCAGUCACCGUGUCCAAGAUUCACAUUUUGGGCUAUAGUUAUCAAAAGGAAUUAUUGAAACAAAUCCCUCCACAAAAUUUACCCAAGAAAUUUGGUGGUGCCGAUGAUAUUGGUGAUGAUGAUUUGCUUUUGAAAGAUGUUGGCCCUUGGAGAGAUCCUCAGUAUAUUGGUCCUGAAGGUGAAGCGCCACGGGCUUAUGAUAUAUAA